UACAUUUAAUUAAGGAAUAAAAAUAAAACAAAUAUUUGAUCAAGAAAAAAAACUGCUGGAAGAUUUCUAGCUUGAUUCAUCCUCUUUCUCCGCCAUCUUCCCCUUUUUAUUUCACCUGAAGUUCUUAGGAUUCAUCAUCUAACUGUCACUUCCCUCUUGAAUAGCUUCCAAGGUUCUUGGUUUCCAGAGGAGUUUCAGUAUUGUACAUAUAGAUCAUUAUAUUCUUUUAGGAAAACAAGUAUCAGACGAGAAUAAUCUGCUUGUUGCUUGACUAAAUCGACGGUUUGGAUCCCAUCGAAUGGCGAUGUUCCGUCGCUUAUUCUACAAAAAGCCACCCGAUCACCUUCUCGAGAUCUCGGAGCGUGUUUAUGUUUUUGACUGUUGUUUCUCGAGCUAUGUCAUGGGAGAGGAUGAGUACAAACUGUACUUGGGCGGCAUCGUGGCGCAGCUACAGAAACAUUUCCCAAACGCCUCUUUCAUGGUGUUUAACUUUAAAGAAGGAGAACAGCCUAGUCAAAUAUCAGAUGUCUUGUCUCCGUACAACAUGACGGUUAUGGAAUAUCCUCUGCAGUACGAGAGUUGCCCUCUUUUACCUCUCGAAAUGAUCCAUCACUUUUUGAGAUCGAGCGAGAGCUGGUUAUCUUUGGAAGAUCAACAGAAUUUUCUGUUGAUGCAUUGCGAAAGAGGUGGUUGGCCUAUUCUUGCGUUUAUGUUAGCAGGGCUACUACUAUACAGAAAGCAGUAUCAGGGGGAGAUGAAGACUCUCGAGAUGGUGCACAGACAGGCUCCCAAGGAGCUUCUUAAGAUAUUGUCUCCUCUAAACCCUCAGCCUUCUCAACUCAGAUAUCUUCAGUACAUUUCUAGAGUUGAUUGGCCUCCUUCAGACACGCCUCUUCUUUUGGAUUACUUGAUUCUCAGUGAUCUUCCAUGUUUUGAGGGAAGUAAAGGUUGCAGACCGAUUUUACGGGUUUAUGGUCAGGACCCUAAAGCUAGAGCCGACAAGAGUUCAGUAGUUCUCUUUUCCACACCAAAGACAGAUACACACACUCGCCUCUACCAACAGGAAGAGUGUAUCCAGGUGAAGUUAGAUAUCCAGUGCCAUGUUCAAGGGGAUAUUGUUCUGGAAUUAAUAAACUUGCAUGAUGAUUUGGUGCGUGAGGAGAUGGUCUUUAGAAUCAUGUUCAACACAGCAUUUGUACGUGGUAAUGUUCUAAAUGUCCAAAGCGAUGAGAUGGAUAUACUUUGGGAUGCCAAGGACCAGUUCCCAGGGGAAUUCAAGGCAGAGGUACUUUUUUCUGGUGUUGAUGCUGUGGUGCCUACUAUCGCAACAGCUCCAAUGUCAGAAGAUAAGAAGGAAGAUAUCACUUCACCUGAAAAAUUUUACGAGGUGGAGGAGACUUUUAACCAUGUGAUUGAUGACCAUAAGAUUGACUCAGAUAGUUUUGGGGUUGUUGAUACUGCUUCAGAAGUUUCUGAGGGUAAAGAGGUGUGGAAGGGGGACGUGGAACCCAAUGCGUUUCUAGAUUGUGCAUCUGAUGAUUCAAAUCAUAAACAUGAUGUGCAUGGGGAGGCUAGCAUAGAUCUAGUCAAAGAUAUCGCUGUUGAUGAUUUACAGUAUAGGUCAGAUGGGAAGGCAGAUACCAAUAUUGACUCAGUGAAGGAAAUAGGAAUAGACGAUGGUGAUGAGCAGCGAGAGAGAAGGACACUGGAAGCAAAGGAAAAUAAUGUAGAAGGCAGUGAUUCCCCGAAUGAUAUAGAGCCUACAACUCAGGAAACAAAUACCAAUAUCAACAACCCCAUUUCAGAGAAAACACAAGACGGAGCAAAUGCAAAACUGGCUGGAGAUUCACUCAAACCAAAGUCUAAGCAGCAAGAAACGCAGGGUCCUAAUGUAAGAAUGGCUAAGCCUGAUGCAGUUUCUCUACCCGCUGCCUCUACACAUCAGGCGCAUCCACCUCCACCUCCAUAUAUGAUUUCUCUAACUAGUGAUGCUACAUCAGUUUUACUCGCCUCGCAAGCAGCUGCAUCACCUCCUCCACCGAGCCAAAAUGACAGCUUCUUUCAAACACCUCAGAUUCCACCAUCUCCUCCGUUUGCAUUUGAGAGACCAAACAGUGGGAUCAUGUUGCCUCCACCGCCUCCUCCUCCUCCCCCACCUCCGUUUGCAUCUGCCAGGAAAAACAGUGAAACCAUGUUGCCUCCUCCACCACCACCUCCACCACCGUGGAAGACUGUGGAUACUUCGAGUUUUGAAACUCAUGAGACAUGCUCUACAUCUUACGGUUCUCCACCGCCGCCUCCACCUCCUCCUCUUCCUCUCACUAAAGCACAUUCAAUCAUUCCUCCUCCACCGCCUCCCCCAAGUUAUGGAUCGCCACCUCCUCCAAGUUAUGAACCUCCAGUUCCUCCACCACCGCCUCCUUUUAGUAAAACUUCCCCUCCACCACCACCACCACCACCUCCAUUUAGUUCUGGUGGGCCUCCGCCUCCACCACCACCUCCAUUUAGGUCUGGUGGACCUCCACCUCCACUUCCUACACCAAUGAGUGCUCCACCUCCACCACCACCUCCAUUUAGGUCUGGUGGACCUCCCCCUCCACCUCCAACUCCGACACCAAUGAGUGCUCCACCUCCACCACCUCCUCCGAUGCGUGGAGGAGCCCCACUGCCACCAGCUCCUCCUUCGAUGCGUGGAGGAGCCCCUCCUCCGCCUCCUGGGCCAAGACCUCCAGGUGUUGGACCUCCUCCACCCCCUGGACCAAGACCUGUUGCUGGUGGAAGAGGGCGUGGUCUUUUACGUCCAGGUGUGGGGCCGUCAAUUCAAAAAAGGUCUUCUCUAAAGCCCUUAUAUUGGGUUAAAUUAGCAAGGGCCUUGCAGGGAAGCUUAUGGUACGAGUUCGAGAGACGGGGAGUAGGGAAAAUUGCACAUGAAUUUGAUGUAUCAGAAAUAGAGACGCUUUUCCCUGCUACAGUGCCAAAACCGGCUGAUAAAUCUGGAGGUCGAAGAAAACCGUUAGAGCCAAAACCUGAAAAAAUUCAACUGAUUGACCUUAGGAGAGCCAAUAACACGGAAAUUAUGCUUGCGAAAGUAAAGAUGCCACUGCCUGAUAUGAUGGCUGCAGUUCUGGCGAUGGAUGAUACUGUAUUAGAUAUUGAUCAGAUAGAGAACCUUGUAAAGUUUUGUCCAACCAAUGAAGAGAUGGAGCUUCUUAAGAACUACACUGGUGACAAGGAAAUGUUGGGAAAGUGUGAGCAGUACUUCCUGGAGCUAAUGAAGGUGCCACGAGUAGAAUCAAAGAUGAGAGUUUUUUCCUUCAAGAUUCAGUUCAGCACUCAGAUUACAGAAUUCAAGAAAAGUUUAAAUGUGGUAAUUUCUGCGUGUGUGGAGAUCCGUACUUCAGAAAAGCUAAAAGAAAUUAUACAAAGGAUUCUUUACCUGGGGAACAUAAUGAACCAGGGAACUGCAAGGGGCGCUGCAGUAGCAUUCAAGUUGGACAGUUUGUUAAAAUUAAACGAUACACGUGCUGUUAACAGCAAUACCACUCUCAUGCAUUAUCUCUGCAAGGUCAUUGCUACUAAGGCGUCAGAUCUACUGGACUUCCAUAAGGAUCUUGAAAGUCUUGAAUCAGCUUCAAAGAUACAAUUGAAGUCUCUAGCUGAGGAAAUGCAAGCUAUAUCCAAAGGGUUGGAGAUACUGAAGCAGGAGCUCACUGCAUCCGAAAGUGAUGUUCCUCUUUCUGAAGUUUUCCGUAAAACAUUGAAGGAGUUCAUUUCAUUUGCUGAGGAUGAAGUGGAAACUGUAAAGAGUCUUUACUCUGACGUGGGAAAGAAUGCUGAUUUACUUUCGUGUUAUUUUGGGGAGAAUCCGAAAAACUGUACAUUUGAACAAGUUACUGCAACCCUCUUGAAUUUUAUAAGGUUGUUCAAGAAAGCACACGAAGAGAAUGUCAAGCAAGUGGAGUUGGAGAAGAAAAAAGCAGCGAAGGAAGCGGAAAUGGAGAAGGCGAAAGGAGUCAGUCGCACAAAAAAAAGAGCAGUUGAUGAUAGCUGACACAAAAACAUAAAUCUUUUUUUCUCAAAGAGAACCAAUUUGGUUUUGUAUGCCAGUGGGGGCGGUGCAAGUAACCUAUCCGCAGAGUGGCACAGAGCGGUUUAAACAAGCUCAGGUCCUAAUGGGAGCGAGAUUCUCCUGGGUGGGCUAUCGAGGAACCAUUGGAAGAUAAGGAGACAGGUCUUUCCUCCACUCACGUUACAUGACUAACUCCACAUUGAUUAGUUCUAUCUAGCUUGUGAAUAAGAACUAUUUCCUGUUUAUUUAUUUUUUCUUGUCCUGAUUAGAGGAAUGUGUUGAUAGAUUGUAAGUGUUGUAUAGGCUUCAGGUUGAGUUAAAGAGAGAUGUAGAGUCUACUGAGUGUGUAAGUAUGUAUCAUACCAACAAUAUCAAUGUUCUUUUCAUUAUGUAGUGUAGACGAAUAAAACAAAACAUUCGAACU
Brassica napus (rape) is the source of this 4493-nucleotide messenger RNA. RefSeq names its product formin-like protein 20. The transcript has 17 exons. Lineage: Eukaryota; Viridiplantae; Streptophyta; Magnoliopsida; Brassicales; Brassicaceae. Bases 299 to 4051 code for a protein of 1250 amino acids. The record is from RefSeq and is a predicted model, not a curated record.